GGCUGAUGUGAAAAAUCGAUCUUGAAGAAACGGAUCAUAAGUCUUCAUUUGGUAAAUAAAACCAAGACGUGUCGUCUUCAAAUAGAUAAAUCCCUAGUAAUUAUCCUGAAUCUUGAAAGGAAUGGUCAUGUUCAAACGGAGAGCGUACCUCAAGUUUAUAUUUGUUUCUGGAGCGAUUCUUACCAUAUACGGCUUUAUCUGGCCAAAAGCUGUUUUGAAAAACCGUUAUGACUUCCCAAUUCAGAAGGACGAAUCACAUAUCCAUGUGACAACUAACUCUCCACCGAUAAAUGAAAAAUCUUCGAACGAAGAGCAAACACUUCAGAAGGAGGAAUUACGUAUCCAUGUACUCACUAACUAUCCGCUGAUGAGUGAAAAACCCUGGAACGAAGGCCAAACAGAAACCAACAUAUCCAGACUAUGGCAACGACAGGAAGAACUAGAAGAAACAUUACAGAAAAAUCUCAACCACACUUUAGUCACAGCUGUUCAUCUUCUCGUUAAUCAGCCAUUAGCCGAACAAAGAUUGGGCGAACAACAUUUUCACAACAAACACAAAAUAUUUGUACAUCGCAUCAACGCCUUGCCGAAAUACAGAGAUUUCUUCGAUUACGUAAACGACAGACUCCAAAAUCAACUUGUAGUUAUGAUGAACAUGGAUAUUUACAUUGGCGAAGGAUUUGAAAUGAUAAAUAAAACAUUUCUAGCAGAAUAUAAUACAUCUUACGUCUUGACACGCCAUGGACGUCAGGAAAAAAGAUGCAAUAUGGGUGGAAAACUUGGAUAUUGUGGAGUAAGCUAUUUCGGUUCACACGAUGCGUACAUUUUUAUGCUUACACAACCUUUAGACGAGUCUGUUCUGGCAGAGUUGGAUUAUGAUAUGAAUGUCCUUGGGGCGGAAAACAAACUGAUUUGGGUAUUAAGGAACAAGAUGAAAAGGAGACUUCUCAAUCCGUGUAAAUACUUGAAGACAUACCACAACCACUGUGUUGAUAUACAUGGUAGUGUAAGACCACGAAUAGAUGAGGAAAUCGAUGGGAAAGAUGGUGGGGUGGAACCUAGUGGACUAACUUCUAAAGGAAAUCACUUAAAUAAAAGCUUCUACUACGGACAGAAUUUUUUUAUAGUGCAGUACAUUAUAAUAACGUUUUGGAUUGGCUAACUCGAUCCAGUACUGCAAAAACGCACCCGUGGGUACUUUUGCCCUAUUUUUUGCAAAGAUUUCCUCGAGAAUUUCCUCAAAUUCUUGACAACAUCAGUAUAAAAAACAGUAAUUGUAAUUUGUUGACCAAAAAUACUCAGUCACUUACAUUGAACUGACAACUGAGUUCAUUUGAAUUACAUAGCCGGCGAUCUUAAGAAAUAUUAGAGAGGUUAAGAUACCCUGGUUCCGGUUUACGGGUACGAGUAUCACCAUUUUGUUUACCAAUUUUUGCUGAUGUCAGCAUUUCUAGUCGUAAUUUCUACCCAUUUCUCCGCGCUAAACCAUUUUAUUAUUAUUAUAAAAUUUGUCACAAUAUUUACAAAGACACUGAUAAACGGUAUAUAUAAUAUAACAUGUUACAAGACAACACACGUGACUGGAAUGUGGAACAGGACUUACGUCCCAAUCAAUACCUCACUCCAUAUGACUAUACUGUUUAUACAAACUUACAUAGGGAUUUUAUUGGUGUGAGAACAAACGAAAGUUUAAAAACCAUGGUCUACACGUAAAAGACAAAAGGGUACGGGUGUUUUCUGUUCACUAUCUGUGGGCCGUUUAAAUAGUAAAAAUUUUCGACAUCUUGCCCAAAUAAAUAAUGCACAUAUGCAUGCUUGUCAAAGUUUUUAAAAAUCUGUGGGGAACCUCAACAGCGAAAGUUACCAUUUCUCUGAUCGGUUUUCUCACGCCAGAGCAUCUUGGAUUUCUUAAGUUACAAGUCAUUCCUCGAUUUACGGGUACGGCUACGUGUAUAUCACCUGUACCCGUAAACUAGGACCGGAGUAUCUUAACCUCUCUAUGUUAAUUUCAAAAGAGGCCGUGAAAUAGUCAUGAUAUUAAGGAAAAAUACAUGCGAGUUUUGAUACUACAGAUAGGACGAAAUUAGCAGACUAAAAGUCCAGAAUUUAAGGUUUGUUCAAACUAUAAACAGUACGUUUUGCAGUUUAGUUGACGUGCAAAACCACCUGAAAUGCAGAGACAAAAAUUUAAUAAAAAAAAUAUUUAAUUGAAAAAAUUGAAAGCUAUACUGAAGGAUCGUGGUUUUUAGACAGGAAAUGUGGAAGAAGCUUGUCAUAAAUAUGUUGAUGGAUUAGAAAAACAAAAUGUAAAUAGGCUAACUGUCAUCUUUUUUGGACUAAUGUGAAAGCCUAUCAUGCAAGAGUAUGAUUGGUCGAUUUUCACGGCCAGAAAAAUAAAAAAAAUUCAAGGCCAAAAAAUAAAAACAUUUACUCUUCUUAUAAGGCGAGGCAAAGUCCGCCAGACAGUCUGGUGUCUUGUGUCAGAUCAUGUUUUAAUCCAUAUACAAUGGACUAAAAUGGUUCUUUUUCAGACUUUAUUUCGUGUUAUAUUUUUAUUCAAAUUUGUCGUCUCCUACAAGUGGUUAUACUCAAAUCUACACAGCACGCAUAUUUGGAAAGGUAAUGAUAGCAAGUAGUAAAUAUAGUCAAAUAGAUCAUUAAGAGCUUGCAUGAGAGCACGCCAAGUUAAAGACAUUUAGCAUGACAAUGGGAUGUUUCAGGGUGCGAUAAUUCAAUACUUUUAGCCGUACCUAACUGGUACUCCGACAACUUUUGCCGCGUACCUGGUCUGGUACAAACUUAAGAGUCAAGCCGUACCUAAGACUAUUACUUCCGAGUCAUGCGUUUUUAUACCUACGUAUAGUUUACUGGUACAAAAGCAAAAAAUGUAUGGGCAAUUUUGUACAAAUGAAUCUUUAAAUAUGGUAUUUGCACAACAUAAUAUAACAGUUUUCAAAGCGUCGACGUUGUGACUAGACGUUGCGACUCAUUUACAGUGGAUUUACCGAGGGUGCUAACAGUCUGACCUCAGCUACAUACAGUGUAGUUUUCCUCAUUGGGCCUAAAAAUACCUGUGACUGUGGUUCCGGUUUCAUAUCGCGAAAAAAUGUACAGAUAAAGUUCUUCACGGUUUUGAAUACUUUGGCAGGUCUGCUAGUUAUUGCUAGAAGGAAAAUGUAAGUACGCGAAUAGCAAAUUUCUGCGUACCUACGUGGUACUUGCCUAAAAACAAAGAAGUACCAGACCAUAAAUUUGGCGUACCUCCGGUACGUUGGUACGCGAAUUAUCGCACCCUGGAUGUUUGAAGCUCAAAAUCCAGCGUGUUCUAUGAUAAUGAACUAUAUAUUAAACCUUACAAUGAACAUACUGCAAUCUAAAGAACAAAAUCUAUCUAUAAAUCAAAAAUGAUGAACAGAAUCUAUCUAAAUCUAUUUCCAGUAAUAAAUUUACGUGAUGUUUCCACAAAACAAAAAGUAUUAUAUGAACAGAAUCUAGUUAAUCAGUUUGAAUGCCUAAUUGUAGCAUAUUGUAUAGAAUUUGUAGCAGUAGCGCAUGUCUUAAACUUGUAAAUAUAUUUGUUUGAAUUCAUCACAAUAUAUUGUGUUUCAAAAUCUGAA
Paramuricea clavata is the source of this 3617-nucleotide messenger RNA. NCBI's taxonomy places the organism in Eukaryota, Metazoa, Cnidaria, Anthozoa, Malacalcyonacea, Plexauridae. The record is from the annotation of a GenBank genome assembly.